Molecule: messenger RNA, 1699 nt
Organism: Pipistrellus kuhlii (Kuhl's pipistrelle)
Lineage: Eukaryota; Metazoa; Chordata; Mammalia; Chiroptera; Vespertilionidae
Gene: SERBP1
Product: SERPINE1 mRNA binding protein 1
Exons: 8
Coding region: 120-1343 (407 amino acids)
Cellular component (GO): nucleus; cytoplasm
Molecular function (GO): mRNA 3'-UTR binding
Source: RefSeq, a predicted model, not a curated record
AGAGAAGACGGCCCCCCCUCUCUCGGCCCGGCCAUCUUGUGGGAAGAGCUGAAGCAGGCGCUCUUGGCUCGGCGCGGCCCGCUGCAAUCCGUGGAGGAACGCGCCGCCGAGCCACCAUCAUGCCUGGGCAUUUACAGGAAGGCUUCGGCUGCGUGGUCACCAACCGAUUCGACCAGUUAUUUGACGACGAAUCGGACCCCUUCGAGGUGUUGAAGGCAGCAGAGAACAAGAAAAAAGAAGCCGGCGGGGGCGGUGUUGGGGGCCCCGGGGCUAAGAGCGCAGCUCAGGCCGCAGCCCAGACCAACUCCAAUGCGGCAGGCAAACAGCUGCGCAAAGAGUCCCAGAAAGAACGCAAGAACCCGCUGCCGUCCAACGUCGGCGUGGCUGACAAGAAAGAGGAGACGCAGCCUCCCGUGCCGCUUAAGAAAGAAGGAAUAAGACGUGUUGGAAGAAGACCUGAUCAACAACUUCAAGGUGAAGGGAAAAUAAUUGAUAGGAGACCAGAACGGCGACCACCUCGUGAAAGACGAUUUGAAAAGCCACUUGAAGAAAAGGGUGAAGGAGGAGAAUUUUCAGUUGAUAGACCGAUUAUUGACCGGCCUAUCCGAGGCCGGGGUGGUCUUGGAAGAGGUCGAGGCGGACGUGGACGAGGAAUGGGCCGAGGAGAUGGAUUUGACUCUCGUGGCAAACGUGAAUUUGAUAGGCAUAGUGGAAGUGAUAGAUCUUCUUUCUCACAUUACAGUGGCCUGAAGCACGAGGACAAACGUGGAGGUAGCGGAUCUCACAACUGGGGAACUGUCAAAGAUGAAUUAACAGAGUCCCCAAAAUACAUUCAGAAACAAAUAUCUUAUAAUUGCAGUGACUUGGAGCAACCAAAUGUGACUGAGGAAACACCUGAAGGUGAAGAACAUCCAGUUGCAGACACUGAAAAUAAGGAAAACGAAGUUGAAGAAGUAAAGGAAGAGGGUCCAAAAGAAAUGACUUUGGAUGAGUGGAAGGCUAUUCAAAAUAAGGACCGGGCAAAAGUAGAAUUUAAUAUACGGAAACCAAAUGAAGGUGCUGAUGGUCAGUGGAAGAAGGGAUUUGUUCUUCAUAAGUCAAAGAGUGAAGAGGCUCACGCUGAAGAUUCGGUUAUGGACCAUCAUUUCCGGAAGCCAGCAAAUGAUAUAACGUCUCAGCUGGAGAUCAAUUUUGGAGACCUUGGCCGCCCAGGACGUGGUGGCAGGGGAGGACGAGGUGGUCGUGGGCGUGGUGGACGUCCAAACCGAGGCAGCAGGACUGACAAGUCAAGUGCGUCUGCUCCUGAUGUAGAUGACCCAGAGGCAUUCCCAGCUCUGGCUUAACUGGAUGCCAUAAGAUAACCCUGGUUCCUUUGUGGACCCUACUUCUCUGAGGUUUUGCAUGCUUAAGGAUCCCAACCGUCUAAGAAAUUAAAAAAAAAAAAAAAAAAAAAAAAGACUGUCAUUCAUACCAUUCACACCUACAGACUGAAUUUUAUCUGUUUUGAAAAUGAACUUCUCUCGCUACACAGAAGUAACAAAUAUGGUAGUCAGUUUUGUAUUUAGAAAUGUAUUGGUAGCAGGGAUGUUUUCAUAAUUUUCAGAGAUUAUGCAUUACUUCAUGGAUAUUUUGUAUUGCUGCUUGCAAAUAUGCAUUUCCAAACUUGAAAUAUAGGUGUGAACAUGUGUACCAGUUUAAA